Messenger RNA from Solenopsis invicta (red fire ant), 3227 nucleotides. RefSeq lists its product as uncharacterized. The coding region runs from base 2409 to 3227 and encodes 272 amino acids. The record is from RefSeq and is a predicted model, not a curated record. The transcript has 5 exons. Gene Ontology annotation, molecular function: potassium ion leak channel activity. Gene Ontology annotation, cellular component: membrane. Gene Ontology annotation, biological process: potassium ion transmembrane transport; stabilization of membrane potential. Lineage: Eukaryota; Metazoa; Arthropoda; Insecta; Hymenoptera; Formicidae.
UUCACCAUUAAUGCAUUAUUCUCAUGCGCUUUUUAUGCAGUUAGUACGGCCCUGCGACCGAUAGCGCCGGUUUAAAGCAACCCGCAUUCCGGCGUCGAAUGUGCUCCUCAGUUAGCGUCGCGACGCCGCCGUCGGAGGUACGCUUACAAUAGCACCUGGUGGCAACAUCUCGCUUUCACUUUGUCCAAAGGAAAAUCAAUUAAAAGCGCAUAAUUAAACGAGCAUGAUUAUUGCUUGCAACAAUUUUCGUUUCGCUCGGUCGAACUAUUAAAAAAGUUUAAGUAGACGUGUUAAUCUUAAAUUAUAUUCUGACGACGUACUAACAUCUUAUGAUCAUAAGAAAUUUGCACAUAUAAAAGUGUGUUAAAAAAGCAAGGAACAAUCUCGAAGACUUUAGUUUUGCACGCCGUCAGCGUUCGGGACAAUAAUUCUUUCACGCUGAUUAUUGAAUCGCUGCGGUAUCCUUUCCGAAUCAAAGGUUUCGCCGGGAUGACAGGGUAAAUCGGAGACAUUUGAUCCAUUUCUCGCGGAGGAGGAGAGUAAGAGGGGCUUUUUCCCUUUCAAAUGUUGCGGAAAAAGACAGCGCGAGGCACGAGUGAUUCUCCCCGCCUUUCUCUCCCGAUCGACGUCAAAUGACGAACGAAGGCGCGAGGCGCCGUAGGAAAUCGAAAAGGACAUGCGUUGAGGAAGUGGGAAGGGACGUCUCUCUCGUCGAAAGGAAAUAUGAGAGCUUUCCUCAGUAAUUUUCACCCCGUCCCGCGCGUGAGUGACUCGAUUACGCGAGGGAGACGAGUAGCGUGGUGAUUUUAAUCAUAAAGCGGAACUAAGCAUAAAAGCGAAAAAUAAAUACAGCUAAAUAAAAAGUAAAGUAAAAUAAUUAAAAAUAGAAGAAACGAAAUAAAUAUCAAAUAAUUAGUGGGUACGAGUUAACAGUGCGCGAAAAUUUUCGAAAAUUGUGCAAGGUGAAUUCACUGAAGGUUUCCGCAAAGAAAGUCCCCGCAUUAAUUUUCGUUUUAAUAUAAAAGUGGUAUGAUCGAUGUGCAAUCUCGCGACUGAUGCAAUUUUCUGCAGCAGACGGUGGCUAAAAGUAUCGUGCGGAAAGAUCAGGCUAGAGUGAAAAAAAGAAGACCGCAUCGAUUUGCAUCGUUAGACCGUAGAGACCGAGUUUAUUUGCUCGACCCAGAAUCCAUUCGGGGCCGUUGACCUACGUAUGUCGUUCGAAUAAUUUUAGAUAGAAACAGGAUUCGGAUUACAGGAGAGAUCUCGAGGUACGUAUCAACGCGUACCGACACAGACAAGAUCGUUGAGACCCUAUGUGACUGACUACGUUUCUCUAUCAUUGUUCAUGUUGAUUAAGCUAAAAUUAAUAUUAACUGAUCUUUGAAAGUAUCAUUAAUAUUUCUAAAGAAAUGUGUUCUUGAAAUAAUCAACAUGUAAAUUAAUAUUUCUUUAAAUACUCGAUUUAAUAUCAUUUAGAAAAUUCUGUUGAAAUGCUAUACAGAUAUCGUAAUAUUAAAUAUUCAUUUUAUAGAUAUCGUAAUAUUAAAUUAUUCAAAGCUUUGUGAAGUAGAACAUUCUGUGAUAUUCUCUCUCUCUCUCUUUCAUCGUUAUCAUAUCAAAGGAAAAAUAAGACCUCAAUAAAAAUUUAACACUCCUGGUUUAUUACUUUCAGUCGAUUCUCUCUCCGACUAAGCAACUUUCUUUUUGUUGCGACAUCUUAAUCGAAUUAUAGUUCUUUACGACACGAGAUGUAGUGUAUCGAUAUAUUAGUGGCUCUUCGUGAUCACUUAAAUCGUUUAGGAAGCCGCAAAUGACCUCUUUCGUAAAUUUCGCGGAGAGAACAUGCGGUGUUGCUCUUCAAGAUAAAUCUCUUCCACGGAAUCUCGCUCUAGAAGCUCUUGCCAACAUUCUUCCGUCUGUCCAUCUAUUUAUACAUGCACUCAGAUAAAAUUCGUAGAUCUGCGGAAAAUAGCGGGCAGGACAAAAAGAGGACAAAGUGACACUGGUUGCCGAGACCCCCGACGAGCACAGACCGUGUACGUGUGCAUGAAUGUUGAGUGAUUUGUCGUAAAUCUUUGAUUCCUGUAGAUCGCAAACACGUCGCAGAGUUAAUUACCAUCGCGUUGAACCAUUUGAUCAGCGAUCGUAAUCGUGUUUCAUGUAGAACAUUGAAUCGCGGCGGAAUUUAAAUGCAGUCGGAAGGACAAUGCGUUCCUCGGGUAUUUACUCUACGAGAGUAUCGGACGACAAUUCUUUCCCGUGACUCCCUGUGGAUCCCGGACAAUUAAGGGAGUAUUGAUCGCGAAAAAAUCGUCGUGCUCGGAAAUCUCGUGUAAGCACCAAAGCACACACGUUUCGCUUAAGUGUUGGGUUCGCACCUCGAGACAGCAAAAUCGACAGUCACAAACAUGUCGAACUCACCGCGAAUACGAAAAAUGCCGCCCAGGCCAAAAAUCCUGAUUCCGGUUCCCGGACAGUACUACGGUCCGCAGACGGCGACCGGUAUGAGCUACGUGUCGACGCCAUACGGACAAACGCCGCUACCCAUGACGCCAGUUGCCGGAAAGCCGCAGAUGUUCUACUCCAACCGGGCCAGCGAGUUCGUCUUCACGCAAUUCAAAGGGAUCAAGGAUCUGACCAAGUCCGGGCUCAGUGUAGGUGAGAAGAGUGCCUAUUGGCUCUACGAGAAGGUCAGUUCCUGGAGCAAGAGAUGGUUCACUCAUAUUUUUUUAUUCGUUAUCAUACUUCUGUACAGCAUCGCCGGAGCGAUGAUAUUCAUAGCAGUUGAAGGCACGGCAGAGGAAAUUGCUAAGUCGAACAUCAGGCAGAGGAGAAAUGAAACGGUCGUUAAGAUUCGUGGAUUAUGUGACGACUCGGUGUUAAUGUCAGACUCACCCCGUUGGAGAGGAGCAGCGGCAGAGCUGAUUUUGGAUUACGAAACUGAUCUGUACGACUACUACAAGCGGAAAUUAAGCGACACAGGCGAGAAAGUGUGGACAUUUUGGAAUACCGUGUUCUACUGUGGCACCAUUUACACGACCAUAGAUUUCAUUUAUCUAUCUUGCGCGGCUUUCUUCUUGAACGAGAAAUCGAAAGCUCGCGGAGAGAUAAAGGCAGCGGAAGACGCAUACCGAGCUAUGAUGUAUGUAUAUCAAUUUGCUGCGUGUGUAACGCGACUGAUUUCAAGCUCAGUUCUUGCACAUUGCUUUGCAUAUAGGUUUAGAUAG